Molecule: messenger RNA, 252 nt
Organism: Necator americanus (New World hookworm)
Lineage: Eukaryota; Metazoa; Nematoda; Chromadorea; Rhabditida; Ancylostomatidae
Exons: 1
Coding region: 1-252 (83 amino acids)
Source: RefSeq, a predicted model, not a curated record
AUGCGCUUUAAUGACAACCGUUGGACCAGAGCCGUGAGCGACUGGGUUCUCCGCGAUAUUAAGCGCACUACAGGAAGACCGCCGACCCGAUGGUCAGAUUUCUUCACGAAGUCCUUGAAAGAAAAAUAUGAUGCUCUUCGUGUCCCACGCGAAAGGAGGAACCACUGGGCUACUCUGGCACGCGAUCGGGACAAAUGGAAGAAUUACUGGCGCCCGCUCGACCAGUUCGAAGAUCAACGGGAGUCAAGGUAA